AUGAGGAAAUUCUACAGCUCCCAGGCCCUCGGCGGCCACCAGAACGCCCACAAGCGAGAGAGGGGCGCCGCCAAGAGGUUCUUCCACUCACAGCGGAUGAUGAUGGCCGCCGCCGCCGCCUCCAUCGGCUACCCUCUGGCAGCCGCUCGGUCGCUCGGUGUCCAGCGGCACUCUCUGGUUCACAAGCCUGCCGGGUCGGCGGCGGCGGCAGGGGCGGCGGUGGCGAGAUUCGGAGGGGGUAGUAAUUGGGCGCCGUCGUUUUUGCCGGAAGAAGGGACGGUCGUGGGUUUGGUUUGGCCGGGGAGCUUUCGAUCGGUGGUGGUAGAUAGAGAUCAAAGCUGCUGCUCUGGCUCUGGGGAUUUGCAUAGUAGCCUUGAGAGAGGUAGGGAGACAGAAGAAGAACUUCUUUUGGAAAGGAAGAAGAGAAUUGAGAGAGAGUAG
Messenger RNA from Linum tenue, 441 nucleotides. The record is from the annotation of a GenBank genome assembly. Lineage: Eukaryota; Viridiplantae; Streptophyta; Magnoliopsida; Malpighiales; Linaceae.